CGGAGGCAACAGGUGCGUCGAGCCGGGCGGAGGGCAGCGGCGUCCAGGUAGGCGGAAAGGAAGUGCGGGCUGCGCAGAGCCUGGUCGUCUUGUGCAUUGAGGUGCAGAGGUCCUCCAACGGUGCCUUCUACAACAGUAUUUCAGAUUCUGCUGCAUUUCAGGAUGGAGCCAUCCCCUUUUAGCAGGAGGCAGUGGGCUUCACAUUCUCUGAGGAUCACUGCCAAAGAGUUGUCUCUUGUCAACAAGUCAUCGGCACUUGCAGAGAGGUUCUCAAGGUAUCAAAAGGCAGCUGAGGAAGCAACUGCAGAGAGGAAAAAAAGUAAUGCAGAAAAUCUUCCCCCUCAUUUUAAAAGGGGGACCCUCAGCGUCUUGAAGAAGAAGUGGGAGAAUCCAGUAUUGGGGACGGAGACUCGGAAGGAAACGCUACGAAGCAGCUGUACUGAGGUUAGGCAGAAAGCUGUCAGCCCCACUGGUGGAACUGAAGGCGGGUCUGCCUCCCUAGCAGAAAUUGGGAAAGCCUCAGGGAUUGGUCCCACAUCUCAGCUCCAUUCCUCUUCCGGAGUGAUUGGCCAGUUCAGAUAUCCCAGCGUUGACAGCGAGGAGGCGAAAGCCCAUUCAUCCGAGAGUGGGAAAAUGGAAAACUGUCUUAGAGAAUCCCGGCAAGAAGUAGGCAAGCCCGAGGCCAAUGAAAACUCAGAUUCUUCAGGGAAGAUAGAGAAAUGUAGCGUUCCUUUGAGCAGGCUAAAGAUGAUGUUUGAGAGAGGGGAUACAAGCCAAACAAAGGUUCUCCGUGACCAGGGCCGGGCUGCUGGCGGUAGGAGGAUCUCGGAGAACAGCUUUUCAUCAGAAGACCUUGACUUCAGUUCUGGAGAGAGAAACCACAACAUCUCAGGUCAUCCGCUGUGUGGCUCUCCAACAUCUAGUCCAGAGAGCAGGAAAAACCAGGAGAUGCCUCGUUUGUCGGAAACGUCAGUCAAGGAUAGACUUGCUAAGUACCAGGCGGCUGUGUCCAAGCAGGGCAGCUCCAGCAGCCAGUUGAAUGAAAAUGAAGUCAAGAAUUACAAUUGUGAGCAGAAAGAGAAUUGGCCUCCAAGCUCUGAAGAUUUCAUUCUCCAGCAGGAUGGGGAGAAGGUUGCCACAAGUGAUGAUCUGAACUCCAGCUUCUGUGAAGACGGCACUGUUGGAUUCAACUCCCCGAAAGAAAACGAAGCCCCGAGGUUGGUUUAUGCCAAACAAAGUCCUGAUUCUAGAGCGUCCAGCCAGACAGAUGCUUCUCCUCCCAAACCAGUGAAGAAGUUCCAGUUGCCAGCAAAGGAAACAUGUUUUGCGUGCAAGAAGACGGUUUAUCCAAUGGAGCGUCUCUUUGCCAACCAGCAAAUUUACCAUAUCAGCUGCUUCCGCUGUUCCUAUUGUAACAGCAAACUCACCCUUGGAACGUAUGCAUCUCUGCAUGGGAGCAUUUACUGCAAGCCUCAUUUUAACCAGCUCUUUAAAUCCAAAGGCAACUAUGAUGAAGGUUUUGGGCAUAAGCCACACAAGGAACUGUGGGUUAGCAAAACGGAGGGUGAAGAAUCCCUGGAGAAACCUGCCUUGGUCGGGAGUACAACAGAAGGUCCUCAAAGUCCUGGAGUGGAGGAUGCACCAAUUGCAAAGGUUGGAGUUCUGGCAGCCAGCAUGGAAGCAAAAGCUGCUGGCGUGCCAGAGAAGGAGGAGAGGCCAACGGAAACAAAGAAACUGAAGAUUGCCUGGCCUCCACCUGCUGAGCAAGGCAGUCAAGGGAGUGUUUUGGAAGAAGGUAUCAAAGUGUUGAAGCCCAAGUGGCCCCCAGAGGAUGAGGUUCCUAAGCCAGAGAAUGAGGAAGAGGUGGACCAAGACCUUAAAAAAUUACGAAGGUCCUCUUCACUGAAAGAAAGAAGCCGGCCAUUUACAGUGGCAGCCUCUUUUAGAACAAUGUCUGUUAAGGGCCACAGAACUGAAAAUGGAUCUCGCUCAAAGACUGAGAGGAGUGCCGUCAGGCAAUGGGAGGCACUGGCCAGGGACAUGGUGGUAGAAGACAAGCCGAGUGAGGAAAGCAGUGCAGUGGAGCCUGAAAACGCCCCCAGUAUAGAGGAGGUGGAGGAAGAGGAGGAGAAAGAAUUGGAUGAGGAAAAGCAGGAAGCAAGAGGAGAGGAGAGCCUGGUUGCAAAUGGCCGGCAGGUUGCAGAGGCGGACGAGGAGGAAGAACAAAAUGCUGAAAAGAGGUCCAACUCCCUGGAUAAAGAAACGUCCUUUCUUAUGUCUCCUACACACGCUGUCUUCAGUUCCACAACCACAAAAGAUUUAGUCCUUAGUCCAAAUCGUAAAUCCCAGGAUGUUGGGUUUUUUGAAGGUGAAGACCUAGAAGAUUUGACAGUGGAAGAGCAGAUCAAGCGGAACAGAUAUUAUGAGGAGGAGGAAGAGGAGGAAAGGGAAUAAAUUGUUUUUACUAGAGAACUUACUGCAAGGUGCUGGGCCUUAAGUUAAUGUGUGUUUUUAAUUUGGGGAGGGGUGGCAUUUUCUUUUUCUUCCUAAAGUGGCUGCUCUCUGCAAAAGUAACAGUACUGCAAGUUGACACAUAAAGGAACCAUAAAGACUUGCUUAGCUUUAUAUUGCAUAGGAAAGUACAUUGGAAAACCUGCAAGAACAUAAUUAAUUUUAUGGAAUUGGAUUAGUAUACAUUAAAAUCAUUGUAGGGAUAGCUGCUGCCUCCUCAAUCAAGUAAAAUUUGUACCCAUUUUGAGAACUCCAUUCAGUUUCCUAGUCAUUAAUAUGUUUAUCUGCUUCUGCUUUUGGUAGCUUGGCAAUUUGGGGGGUGGUCAGGGAAGGAUCUAGCUAUAAUCCACGAAGCUGAGCUGGAAGAAAAAAGGCUUUUUUUUAAAAAAAUACACAAUUAUUACCACUAACAAUGAGAUUGCAAUAGGGACCAGUUCCAAAGGGGGUGGGGGUGGAGAUUGCUUUAAAUGGUGACUGCACUUUAAUGUAUGUGUAAAGGCACAAUAGAUAACUGGGAUACUUUUAAUAGUAAAAACACUGUCGUCUAAAUGUCCAGCAACUGUGUAUCUUAAGUACGCAGUUCCCAGCACUGUUUUUGAGGUACAUUCCUGGCAGCAGUCAGGGGAGAAUCUCCUUUGCACUUUGCAUUUCUGCAAGCGCAACGUUUGUUGUUGCAAAUCAGGACAUGGGUGAGUCUGGUCCUUUUGGCUGGCCAGUUAUACAGAGUACCUUUCUCAUGCCUAGGUUAGAACCAAGACCUUUUAAUUUCCAGGGCUACUAUGAACAGCCUGUGUAGAGAGCAGGGCUUCUGUCCACAGGAUAUUACUACUUGCAUUCCGCAUUUCGUCUUCCUGAAUCAUGUUUUCUACUUGAAAUUUCUGCUUUUCUUUCUGACUUUUGGGUGCAAAAUUAAGUUGAAAUUCAGCGCGUACCAAACUGCCAGAUUUUAAAGAGUAAAUAUGAAAAAUGACACAUGCAGAACAAACAAAAUGUACAUGAUUAAAAAAGAAGCAAUAGUAAGAUUUUUCUUGGGACUGAUUCCUAGCAUUGUGUGUUUUAGAGCUUUUCAAUUUGACUGCAUGUAUUUUUUAAAUUGUAGAAUUUUUGAUCUGGGUGAAGGGAUUGUUUACUUCAAUAGUUUUUAAUCUUUUGUAAUGUGUUUACUUAAAUUAGCUCUAACUAUAUUUUAGACCUGUAAAAUAUUCUGCUUUCGUACAAUCUUGCUGAGUAUGAAACAUUUUUAUCCAAUAAAGGCUCUGUCAUUUUUA
Molecule: messenger RNA, 3779 nt
Organism: Eublepharis macularius
Lineage: Eukaryota; Metazoa; Chordata; Lepidosauria; Squamata; Eublepharidae
Gene: LIMA1
Product: LIM domain and actin binding 1
Exons: 11
Coding region: 163-2454 (763 amino acids)
Biological process (GO): actin filament bundle assembly
Cellular component (GO): plasma membrane; actin cytoskeleton
Molecular function (GO): actin filament binding
Source: RefSeq, a predicted model, not a curated record